AUGUCCACCCACGGUGGCAUCUACGGGAGCCUUCUUCACGGGACCCUUACCGCCGAAUCCUGGAUCCCAGGAUCGCAACGAGCCUUCGUGGACGACCGAAGAAUACGGUACAGCCUGUCCCUACGAAGUCAGACAGUGACGGGCAAGAAGACGGCCAUCCUCAGGCCGGGCAAGACGACAGGCGCUCGGGCUACUGGGCGCAGAAGUCGGCCGAGCGUACGGAGGCAACGGUCGCAGUGGGAGCUCAUAAGUGAUGACGAGGCAAGCGCCGCGACCAAGCUCGACUGGUCGUUCGGGUUCCCCGAGACAGGCAUCAGUGAGUGUGUUAUUGUUCGGACGAGCGAGAGGGUGACUAGAUCCAUGGCAUCUUCGCAGGGGGGGGACGAGGUUGCCAUUGAACGGGUCAAGGAAAAGCUGAAGGGAAGAUUUGAGAUGAAAGACCUCGGAGAAGCAGAGAACAUUCUCGGAAUUCGGAUUCAAAGGCACAAAGGAAAGCUGAUGAUUGAUCAAUCACAAUUUGCGAAGGAAAUCGUGGCAGAAUUUCUCUACGACGACUCAAUGAAGCACGCAACCCCCAUGGAACCUGGAGCUAUACGGAAGCUCGUUGAGGAACCGGGACGGCCUCUGAACCAUGACGAAUGGUUGAAAUACGUGGAAUUGCUCGAAAGCUGA
Molecule: messenger RNA, 672 nt
Organism: Hirsutella rhossiliensis
Lineage: Eukaryota; Fungi; Ascomycota; Sordariomycetes; Hypocreales; Ophiocordycipitaceae
Product: reverse transcriptase (RNA-dependent DNA polymerase) domain-containing protein
Exons: 4
Coding region: 1-672 (223 amino acids)
Source: RefSeq, a predicted model, not a curated record